Molecule: messenger RNA, 1478 nt
Organism: Rhododendron vialii
Lineage: Eukaryota; Viridiplantae; Streptophyta; Magnoliopsida; Ericales; Ericaceae
Exons: 8
Coding region: 214-1257 (347 amino acids)
Cellular component (GO): cytoplasm
Molecular function (GO): mRNA binding
Source: RefSeq, a predicted model, not a curated record
AGGGGAUCACACAAAAUAAUUUUUCCGUAUGCGCCCAUCGUACAAAAGAGAGUUCGACAGCGGCUUUGUGUCAACGUAGCGCCUUCGAAACCCUCACUCUCACAUAUCCUUCUCCGAGCCCAACAAAUGUUCGAGUUGUGAAUACCCAAGAAAGGUCUUCCCAAAGCUGUUGAGAGAGAGAGAGAGAGAGAGAGAGGGAGAGAGCAUACUCGGAUGGGGGGAGGAGAAGGGUCCCACUCCCGAGAAGGGGAUUGGGAGUGCAGUGGAUGCGGGAACAGAAACUAUGCAUUCAGGACGUUGUGCAACAGAUGCAAGCAGCCUCGCCUCCUCGUCGACACCAAAACCCCCAAAGAUUCCAAAUGGCUCCCCCGUAUUGGCGACUGGAUCUGCACCGGUUGCACUAACAACAACUAUGCGUCAAGAGAAAAGUGCAAAAAGUGCGGGCAACCAAAGGAGGUAGCAGCAAUGCCAGCAAUUGCAAUGCAUGGAGCUUCUCUCCACACUCAUCCCCAUUAUUUUGCCAGGGCCCUAGGAGGACCAGAACAAAAGAUGAAUAUUGGAUUAUUGGGCACUGGUGCUCUCCAGCAGUCACUCCCUUUGAGCUCCAGCUGGUCACUUGGAGGGGCUGAUGAGUAUGGAAUUCAGCAGGCAUCUACUUGGCCUUUGGGUGGAAACCACAGUUCUGGACUUUCUUAUACUGGCCAAGCAAAUCUGCUGCCGUUGGUUCAAAAAGGAUGGCGAAAUGGUGACUGGAUCUGCAAUUGUGGCUUCCAUAACUAUUCUUCUCGUGCUGAGUGCAAAAAGUGUAAUGCUUCUAUGCCACAAGCACUUGGAACAAAGCGAUUAGCAUCCGAAGAAUUGGUCCACAACUGGGAUAACAAGAGACUGAAUGCAGGACAGGCACUUGGGCUUCAGCAUGCAUACCCAGCAUUUGAUCAAGUAGUAGUUUCUGGUGGCAACCAAACAACUGGGUUAUAUACCCCUUCCCCAUAUGCCAGUGGAAGCUUGGCAACGGCUCCAAAUUUACCAGUAAACUUGCAGUUUCCAUAUGUAGCAGCAACGCCUACUCUUCUUGGCAAAGGAGCAAAGCAAUGGCGUGAUGGGGAUUGGAUGUGUACGAAUUGCAACAAUCACAACUAUGCGUCUCGAUCCAAUUGUAAUAGGUGCAAGAGUCAGAGAGAUGCGCCUGCCCAGCCGUUGCUGACAUUAUAUGAGGCGGUGACAAUAAUUAGCCCUCAAUCCGAAUUAUGUUCUUGAAAACUUAUCUGUUUUUGUUUGUAAGAGAGAGAGUGUGCGGGUUUGCUUUAUUGAAAACUAGGUGCCUUUACACCACUAGUUAGUGAACUUGUGGCAGCUCUUGAUUAAGGUUUCAUUCAUGUGAAAUCAAGAGGUUUGGAUUUUUUUUUUGGUUUUUUCUGUUUAAACAUUGCUCUCUUUUUUUUUCGUUGGUUAUGAAUGUCCAAAUGGCUGUUGCUUUC